Messenger RNA from Closterium sp. NIES-65, 1731 nucleotides. NCBI's taxonomy places the organism in Eukaryota, Viridiplantae, Streptophyta, Zygnematophyceae, Desmidiales, Closteriaceae. The record is from the annotation of a GenBank genome assembly.
AUGACUCACCCCAGCGGCCUUGUCGCUAGAGGCGCUGGCACUGGAGGCACUGGUGCUACAGGUGCUGGAGGUGUUGGAGCUGCCGAUUCUAGAGGUGCUCGUGCUGGAGAUUCUGGAGCUGCUGGAGCUGCUGGUGGUGCUGCUGCUGGAGGUGCUAGAGGUGCUGGAGGUACUGGAGCUGCUGGUCCCGGAGGUGCUCGUACUGGAGGUACUGGAGCUGCCAGAGCUGGUGGUGCUGCUGGUGCUGGAGGUGCUGGAGGUACAGGAGGUGCCGGAGCUAUUGGUUUCGGUGGUGCUAUUGCUGCUGGAGGUGCUGGAGCUGCUGGUCCCGGAGUUGCUCAUACAGGAGGUACUGGAGCUGCCGGAGCUAGUGGUGCUGCUGCUAGUGGAGGUGCUGGAGCUGCUGGUCCUGGAGGUGCUCGUGCUGUAGGUACUGGAGCUGCCAGAGCUGGUGGUGCUGCUGGUGCUGCUGGAGGUCCCGAAGGUGCUCGUACUGGAGGUACUGGAGCUACUAGUGCUGAAGGUGCUGGAGGUGCUGGAGCUGCUGGAGCUGCUCGUCUUGGAGUUGCUCGUACUGGAGGUAAUAGAGCUACUGGUGCUGGAGGUGCUGGAGCUGCUGAUUCUAGAGGUGCUCGUGCUGGAGUAUCUGGAGCUGCUAAAGCUGGUGGUGGUGCUGCUGCUGGAGGUGCUAGAGGUGCUGGAGGUACUGGAGCUGCUGGUCCCGGAGGUGCUCGUACUGGAGGUACUGGAGCUGCCAGAGCUGGUGGUCGUGCUGGUGUUGGAGGUGCUGGAGGUACUGGAGGUGCUGGAGCUACUGGUUUCGGUGGUGCUAUUGCUGCUGGAGGUGCUGGAGGUGCUGGUCCCGGAAUUGCUCGUACUGGAGGUACUCGAACUGCUGGAGCUGGUGGUGCUGCUGCUCCUGGAGGUGCUAGAGCUGCUGGUCCCGGAGGUGCUCGUACUGAGAUACUGGAGCUGCCGGAGCUAGUGGUGGUGCUGCUAGUGGAGGUGCUGGAGCUGCUGGUCCUGGAGGUGCUCGUGCUGGAGGUACUGGAGCUGCCGGAGCUGGUGGUGCUGCUGGUGCUGCUGGAGGUCCCGGAGGUGCUCGUACUGGAGGUACUGGAGCUACUUGUGCUGAAAUUGCUGGAGGUGCUGGCGGUGCUGGAGGUGUUGGAGGUGCUGGAGGUGCUGGAGCUGCUGGAGCUGCUGGUCUCGGAGUUGAUCGUACUGGAGGUAAUAGAGCUACUGGUGCUGGAGGUGCUGGAGGAGCUGGUGGUACUGGAGGUGCUGGAGGUGCUAGAGCUGGAAGGGCUGGAGCUGGAGUCACAGGUGCUGGAGGCGCUGGAGCUGGAGGCCUUGGCGCUGGGGGUGCUAGCGUUGGGGGAGCUGGAGCUGGCUGUACUGGUGCUGAAGGCACUAUGCCGCGGCGCAUGUUCUUCGCUCCACCGUCGCCUUCGUCUCUGCCGCCCCCUGGCUCGGGGCUUCGCCAGGUUCUUAGUCUCCCGUCUUCUACUGGCCUUACUCUUCCCUUUCUGUGUCCACCGCCUAACCAAUCGCAGCCACAGUUACAGCCAGCCUCCCCACUGCCUGCUCCUUCUCCUUACACUGAGCAGGCAUACUCUCUUGCAGAGAGUCGUGAGCCUGCGUCUCACCCUGCCUCGCUUCUUCACUCUGGUCGCACUGGUCGUCGUGCUCCGCGUCCGCGUCCUCCUGUCUCCAGCACUCACAGUAUGA